Molecule: messenger RNA, 9189 nt
Organism: Chlamydomonas reinhardtii
Lineage: Eukaryota; Viridiplantae; Chlorophyta; Chlorophyceae; Chlamydomonadales; Chlamydomonadaceae
Exons: 25
Coding region: 280-8169 (2629 amino acids)
Biological process (GO): protein phosphorylation
Molecular function (GO): ATP binding; protein kinase activity
Source: RefSeq, a predicted model, not a curated record
CAUGCUCGCAUGUAUGACGCCCCAACACGCCCCAAAAGGCAUAUUAACUAUGAUACAAAGCGCCUUCACACGCAACCACAUAACAUACAUAUAGCUAUCAAUGUAUCGACUUUUCAAUUCAACAUGCUAGCACCUCAGAGCGGGGGCAUGCAGCAGCCCCACACGCGAACCGUCCGACGCAGCCGCAUGAAUUAUGCAGCUGGGCUGGCAUUUGUUGCCCUCUGCUACGUGCUGCAAUCAGCAGGUGCGCCGGCAUGUCCAGAAUUGGUACCAGGGUAUAUGCUUGCGCAAGGAAAGGGCUUUCCAACGGAAGCAACGACGGAGCAGGUGCCCGGGACCAAUCGCCUCCCAGCGCUUGCUCGGAGCUGCAACCUGAGGACGGACUGCACGGGCUUCACCACAUCGGGGCAGCUCGUACUAUCUAGCAUUGGAAACGUUGCGGGCUUGCCGUCGUCAGGCUUGGCGCCCGGCCCCUGUGAGGGGCUUUACGUCCGGGCCGCAGUGGUCGAGUCAGGAGGAUUUUCGGAUGACCUGACUGGGUUGGAAGUGUCGCAUGACUUCGACCUGGACGUGCCGUAUUACCGGCGCGUGCCGUGGGGCGCCUGCAAGCAGCUCUGCCUCAGCACGCCAGGCUGCCGCAGCGUCAGCUUCCUUUGCUCAAGGGAGCUGUGCACCCUGAAGACGGCAACGUGCGUGGAGGCGGGCCUGGGCAGCGGCUGCGUGCAGCGGCAUGCGGCUUCUUUGUACUUCAUGCAAGCCGAUCGGGCAGUUGACCAGGACCUGCUCACUGGGCCGUACCGCGUUUCGUUGCACUUUAUGGGGCUCACGGGGCCGUCCGGACCCUGGAACACCAGCGCGGCCGCAUGCGCGCAGCUGGGCAACCCCGCUGUGCAGGCGGCCGCGCUGCACACGACGCUGAGCGCACGCACGCUAUUUGGCGCCGCGGAGCGGACCUCGCGCCUGAUUUCCAACCGCAGCCGGGACCCGGUGCCCGGGCCGCACUACUUCUGGCUCAGCGGCAGGCACCAGCAGCAAGCGAUCCAGCCAUGGGACCGCAUCAAGUGGCAGGAUGGGAGCUCGUUUGUUUUGGAUGAGUCAGACGUGCCUCUGACGGUGGAGCAGCCGGGUGGUUGUCUGGCGAUCGCGGUGAUCAAUGGCACCGCGGCGCUUCGAGUGGUCAGUUGCGACUUGGCGGGCUUUCCGCUGUGCAGCGCGUACGCGCCAGGCGACUACGGAAUUCGGUUCCAGGUCGACAGCUCGCUUGCGAUCAUGUUCAGCGACCAAUUUGGCGGCCAGGAGGCAGCAGGGUUCUGCGCACAGCGCGGUGCGGUCCUGCACCGCCCCACCGGGCCGCGGAACAUGGAGGGCUUGUUCGAGAUCACGUCGCUGAUGAAGAGCGACCACUGGCUGGAUGGCGUGAACACAGACCAGCAGGACUACGCCAACGCCACGUACGGAGACGGCUCUCCUAUUGAUGCUUCUGUGCUGGAUUACCACAGCGGCAAGCCCAAUCCCCCCUACUGCUUAGCUGCAACUGGGUCCUACACCGAGGAGCGGCCGCUGUACCCAGUGUCCUGCUCCGCCCAGCGCUGGGCAGUUUGCCACUGGAUUCAAGACAACGGGACUGCCGGACCACCGUAUCCGCAGCGCUUGCCCUCUGCCGUGCUCCCAGCCUGGCAAGACAUGCCCGACAUGCCCGCACGUGUGCGGCUGCAUGCUGGCAACGCCUUCCUCAUGGUUACGAAUGCACGCGAGUUCCCAGCAGCACAGGCCAGCUGUGAACGCCUGGGAGGAGCCCUGGCAUCAAUACACGAUGCGCCUGUUGACACUCUAAUCGCUUCGACGUUUGUCGAACUGUGGCGCACCCGCGACACCAGCCCCGUGCUUAGCUACCUGGGUGCAACCACCAACACGACAGCGGCUGGCAGCGGCUCCAGUAGCAGUGGUGGCGGCCUGACCUGGUUGGACGGCAGCACGCUCGACUACCAGGGGGCCUGGAACUCAACGGCCGCCAACACCACAGCAGCUGGCUGCCUGGUGCUGGUGCGCGGCGGCGGCUCGGGACCGGCGCUGUGGGAGGUGAUACCGUGGACAGAGUGUGCUACGAUGCGAAGGAACUUCACCUGCGUGGCGCCGGCCAAACCAUUCCUGCAACCUGCGGCGUCAGUGGUCAGCGGCCGGGCCCCACACGAGCAGCCCCGGCUGUUUGAGCUCCACUUGGGAACACCGCGUACCUUCCCGGACGCCCAGGAGGCGUGUCAAGCGCGCGGCGGCAACUUGGCGUCGCCGUCAGUGGGCCGAGACCUGGAAGUGCUCAAGUCGUUAGUGUACAGGUUUCGCCAUGAGAUGGCAUACGUGGACACCAUGCCGGACUACUUCGAGUUUUGGGUUGGAGCCACCACCAACAAGACAGACGCCAGCGUGUCUUACACGGAUUUUACGUGGGUGGGGAACGCCAGCGCGCCGUUUGACUUCCCGAUGUGGUACGAGACCUUUCCGAUCGGACAGCCCGUCAGGUUUCCAGUCAAGGGCCUGCCCAGCGCGGCGGUAUUCACGAGUCCAGUUGGCAAUCCGACAUUUGCCCGGCGCCGGUCUCAGAUAAGCCGGCCCUUCCUCUGCGAAAUUGACGUUGUGGACACGCUGGCUGAGCAACAGGCUGACGACGGCACGACGUACGAGGUGCUCCGCACACCCUACGCGCUGCCGUACCAUGCGGCGGAGCAGGUGUGCCAGGCGCGCGGCGGCCACCUCGCCGGCGUGUCCUCGCCGCAGCAGCUGGGGGCGGUGGCGCAGCUGUGCAGCGCGGCACUGCAAGCCCUGCCGCGGGCAGCCAGCGGUGGCUUUGAGAGCCACGACGUGCCGGACGGCUGCUGGGUGGGGCUGUACUGCCCAGCGGGAUACCGCGGUGAUGUCAGCUUCAUGGACGGUUUCGGCGAGCGUGCCCUACGUAGGUUGGCAAGCUUUCAGCCUUCCAUCCUCCAGGGCAGAAGCUGCAGCUCGGGCUCUGACUUGAUGUGGCUCGACAGCCGCAGCACCGCAGGCGACGGCGGCCUGGCGGGCCUGGUCAGUGGCGCAGCGUCUAGCCUGAGCCCUGGCAGCCGCUGCGGUAUGGUGCGGCCCGGUGCCAGCAGCAACAGCAGCAGCACUGCGACGCUGGCUAUGUCAGCUUGCAAGCAGUUCGCCGCGUUCGUGUGCGAGCGUGGCGGCAUGAGCACUCCGCCGCCGCUACCGUCCAUCACCAUCGCCCAGCCUGCAGCUACAGCACCGGCGGCGUCAGCAGACUCGAUCCCGUCAGGGGCGGCUCGCUAUCAGGGCUGCUACACGCUGGUGGACGGGCAGCAGCGCGCGGCGGCGACGGCUGGGUCGCUGGCACUGGCGCCCACGCCGCUGCCGGUCCUGCUGUCGCAGAACGUGUCCAGUCUGGCUCAGUGCUACAGCCUGGCGCAGCAGAGCGGCCUGGCGCUCUACAGCAUCGUGGGUGGCAGCGCUUGCUGGGGCGGCGCCGCUGCUCCGGGUCUGCCGUUCGUCAACGUCAGCGACGAUACGAUGUGCCGACAGGCCUGCAGCAGCGGGGACACCAGCAGCAACAGCAGCGGCGGCCAGCAGCCGGGCUGUGCAGCGGCGGGCUAUGCAGCCGUGUUUGCGCUCACAGCUGCCACUGCCGCAACCGCAACAGCUGCACCGGCCGCGCCCUACGUCUGCCUCACGGAGCAGUUGCUGGCGGCCCUGAACGCCUCAGUCGUGGGGCAGCUGCACAUCAGCCCCUCCCAGCUGUCCCGCUGCGAGGCGCUGUGCUCCUCUCUGGCAGCCUGCGACAUCUACACGUAUGACACGCGAGCGGGCGCCUGUGUGCUGCUGGGUGCUCCUGGCGUCGCCAGCCUGACCAGCCUGCCUGUGUACGAUGCCCAGUGGGCCCGGACCACGUGCGUCAAGGCCACUCGCCUAGUUGCGGGCGCUACACCCAGACAGCUCCCCAGCGUCAGCUAUGCAGCAGCUGGUUCAGCCACGCACGUGUGCAGCGGCGCGCUGGGUCGCCGCGUUCGUGCUGCGCCUGUGGUCGCGUACAGCCCCCAGGACAGCCUGCCCGUGAGCGACCUGGCGGCCUGUGCGGUGUCGUGCAACGCCAACGCGACGUGCCAGGGCUUUGCAGUGUGGCCCGCAGCAGGCAGUAACGGUUCACUGCUGUGCGGCACGCGCACGGGCAUCGUGGUGGACACCAGCUACGACUGGCUUGGGUCACGGUCCUGGCUGGAGCUGCCUGACGCCGCCGCUGGCAGCAACACCAGUGACAGCGGCUCAGUCGGCGUGGAGGGCUGCCUGGUGCUGCCUCGGCUGGCGACACCGCCCGCGUACGUGUGUACCGAGUACGUGGAUGCGGCCGGCUGGGAGCUCCGGCGGCUCAACGGCUCGGACGAGCAGGCUUGCCGGGACACCUGUGACGCGGACGACGACUGCUCGCUGUACGUGGUCUACUCGUUGCCGCCCAGCUGCAGCUUACGAUUCCGGCCCUUCUAUGACAGCAAGGUCUGGCCUGCCGUUGCGGGGACCAACGCUCGCCCUAGCGUUUCCGAUGCGGGUCAUGUUCGCAGCUGUCUGAAUACGCUGCGGCUGGUUGAGCCCCUGGUCUCGCCCGCACGCGGGGAGCGCAGCCGGCGCGUGCGCUUCGGCAAAGAUGAUGCCGUACAUCUGUGCGUCCCUAGCAUGGAUGGCCGUGGAAAGGACUCCUUUGCAGCUAACACAUACAAGGACAACGUGUGCGGGGAGAUAUGUGUGGAACGCGCCGAUUGCAACUACUUCAUCACCACUGCGGACGAUCCUGAGACAGGCGUGUGCUACGCGAAGAACGGCUUCAUUCCGUUCUCCAUGGGCGACAACGCAGAGUAUCCGGACACGGGCGGCAUGACGCGCUACGAUCUGCUCGGGGUACUGGAGACGUGCCUCAACCUGGAGCGGCAGCUGCCCCGCAGCCCGCCCGUCUACGUGUGCGCGCAGCAGUACAGCGCCGUGUUUGCGGCGGGCGCCCGCAACACAUCCGUCGCCACCGCAUACGCUUGCGAGGCGCUGUGCGACGCGGGCGCCAGCUGCGUUGGCUACACGUGGAUGGCGCACAACAGCACGUGUGUGCUGGGAACCAGUGGCAGUGGCAGCAGUAGUAGCAAUAGCACCGGCAGCACCACUGGAGGUCUGGCGGCACGCACGACCGGGCCGUCCUGGCUGGCCACUCAGACGUGCUUGCAGGGGCCGCGCCUGAUGGCUGGGCCCACACCAGCUUCCAGCAGCCAGCCGGCAUCGGCAGACCAGUACGUGCAUGCCGCCGGUGCAUGGCACUUGUGUGUGCCGGCGGCGUCUUGGUCCGGCAGCGCCCCCGAUGUCCUAGGCGUCGUGCCUUUGCCGAACGCCGGCAAUAGCAGUGCCAACUACACGGCGGUCCGGGCCUGCUCCCUGGACUGUACGGCUACGACGGGCUGCCAGCUGUUUUCGCUUCUCUGGCUCAACGAUACAGACCCGUCCCCGGCCUGUGUGCUCCAGGGCUGGGGCUCGGCGGCAGUGCUGACCGGCCCAGGAUCAAGCCAGGGCUCAGGCCCAUUAGCUUUGUCAUGCCUGGUGCUCGCGUCCGAGCGCGCGUUUCCCGCGGCGGCCGGUGGCCUUGUGCACCCGCGCGUGCGACCGGCGGCCGUGCAGGCAUACCGCAGCAAGCAGUACAGCGUGUACCUGCAGCCCGCCAGCUACAGCCUGGCAGCUGCCACUUGCCAGAGCGCCGGCGGCGGAGGCCAGUUGCUGUCCGUGAACAGCGCCCAAGAGCUGGCGGUGGUGCAGGCGCUGCUGCAGCUGUACUUGCAGCCGAGCACGCACCCUGCAGCCGGGUCGGCGCAGCUGGACACGAGUCCGUUCUGGACGGGGCUGGUGUGGUCUGGCAACAGCACCGGAUGGAGCUACAGCCAUGGCCGCACAACCAAUGCGACGUUUGUGGGCUCGGUGCUACAGUCUGGGGCUGCAGGAGGCUGCGGUGCGCUCGACCUCAUAGGUGGAGCAGCAGGGCUCCGCGCGGCCAACUGCACUGCCUGGGCCCUGCCGUUCGUGUGCGAGUAUGAGAUGCCGGCCGUCGCGGUGGAUGGGAUCACCAGCUCUGGACAGCCACUGCAGCUGUUCCCCGCGCAGGCCGGAUACAGCCAGGCACUGCAGCUUGCCUCGGCUGCCGGCGCAGUGCUUGCGGUGGUGGACUUGUCAGCAGCGGCUCCCGACAGCAGCGGGCGCCACCGCGCACGCGCACUGCUGCAGGCGCAGUCAGGAAGCGCGGUGGUGCGCUUUGGCAGCUCCUCCGCUGCUGCCGCCGCAUGCGGUGCGCAGCAGCUGCUGUCCUCAGGCUGCUGGGUGCAGCUACAGCCGCCGGCAGACGCCUGCAACAGCACGAGCGGCACUGCGGCGCUGUGUGGUGUGACCGCGCUGCUGCUGACUGAUGCCACAUCCACGACGGCUUCCACGCUGCAGUCUCUGGCCGGCCUCGGGUCUGGCACCAGCAGCAUCGGCAGUGGCAGCAGCACGUGUGCAGCGGCCCUGGUAUCCAGCGCCUCUGGCAGCGCAUCCUACGUACGCGCGGCAUGCGCCACCCAGGCGGCCUUCCUGGCGGCUGUGGUGGACCCGGACGCGCCGCUGAGGGCUACCUUUCCGGUCGCUAUCUCAUCCCCGCCGCCUUUCACGUCACCAUCCCUCCCGCAGCCUGCAUCGUCGCCUCCCACAUCAGGUAUUGCCGCGCCAGCAAGCAGCAGUAGCAGCGGUGGCGGCGGCGACAACGACGAUGAUUCGGGCCUGUCCGGGGGCGCCAUUGCCGGUAUCGUCAUCGGCAGCGUGGUUGGCAGCAUGGUCAUCAUCGGCGCCCUCGUUUGGGGCCUUAUCAUAUGGCGCCGCGGCUCUGCCGGGCCCGAUGCCAAGCGUUCCACGGGCAAACACAGCCAGUCCGGCAGCCUGUCGAGCGGAUUGCCCCACGGGGUUCCCGGCGUGGUUAUCUUGGUGGACGACUCCAGUGCCGGCGGUCACAGCAGCAAGGCUGGCAAGGGCGCCAAAGCCGGCAGCUCGCUGCUUGGCAGCAGCCAGCUGAGCAAGGGCGGCUGCGGCUCCAACGGUACUGGCGCCAAGCCGCUGUCGGAGCUUCAGGAGCCGGCAGACUGGUCCCUGGAGAAGUCUGCGGAAGUGCAGAAGGCGCUUCAGGGGUUGCUGGUUACUGCGGACGAUCCCGACCAGGACGACGUGACGUGGCGUAUCGACCCCAAGACUGACAUAUCGUGGGAGGAGGAGGACCUGCUGGGCAGGGGGACGUUUGGCGUGGUGUACAAGGGCGUGUACAAGGAUCUGCCGGUCGCGGUCAAGGCCGUGCUGCGGGCCGUGCAUGGCGAGUUCGAUGGAGCCUCGCUCAAGUCGCUGCUGCAAGAGGCGCGCAUCCUGGCAAAAGUGCGGCACCCCAACAUUGUGACGUGCUACGGCGGAUGCAUCACCGAGAAUGACGUCUUCAUUGUUGAGGAGCUGAUGAGCCAGAAUCUGUCCCAGCUCAUCACAUCCGCCGCCGGUGUGCCCAUCCCGCUCGAGACGGUGCUGCGAAUUGCCAUGGACGUGGCCAGAGGACUCUUCCAGCUGCACCCCACCAUCGUGCAUCGCGACCUCAAGCCCGACAACGUGCUGCUGGACGCGGCCGGCCGGGCCAAGAUCAGCGACUUUGGGCUGGCGCGGUUCAAGAUGCAGUCCUACCUGGUGUCCACCAAGAACUUCGCAGCGGGCACGCUGCCCUACAUGGCGCCGGAGGCCUUCCGAGACAAGCUGCAUGGCAUAUCUGAGAAAGCAGACAUCUACUCCCUGGCCAUCGUCAUCUGGUCCAUGCUGACAGGCCAGGUGCAGCCCUGGGCCGACUACCACUUUGCCUCAAUCUUGUUCAGGGUCUCAGUGCAGGGCGAGCGGCCGCCGCUCCCAGAGGACCCCGCCCGUUGCCCGCCGCGCCUGACGUCGCUGAUCAAGCGCAUGUGGGCGCAGGAGCCGGCGUCACGUCCUGGCGCCGGUGAAGUGGUGAAGCAGUUGAGCAUUAUUGGGCGCGAAGUGAGCAGGGGAGCAAGCAUCGGUAGCGCUGGCGCUGGAGGUACCGGAAGUGCCGCAAUGUCGAGUGGCUCCACUAGCAACAGUUAGGGCAGGCCACCUGCGAUAGAGGCUCCAUGUCAUUCCUCGGGUUCAGGCAGGUUUUAAUUUGGACGGCUUGGACGCCCGGGAACGGAUUCGGAAUUCACCUACACUGCAGUGCUAGUGUUUCCAGAUCUGAUGUGCACUGGUCGAUCUGGGGUGCCUUCAUUGCGAAUCAGACCUGCUAUGGUAAGGCCGCGGCAGGUCGCAUCACUGCUGGUCGCAGAAUAUUUACCGUGUGUGCCAAAUGCUGUUAGUCCUAGCUUGACGCUUCUAACCCUGAUAUUUCAAGGUGGUUAUGGUGGUCAGAUUCAUGUACUGCGGGUGGCUGUACUGCGUGUUGUCCUAUUAUUCGAGAGCUGUUCGAAAGGGUAUUGACUUAACAUGUUGCCCGUCAUCUUACGUUUGGCAGCACGUAAGGCCAGUACCGUACAGGUGGCUGCCUGGGCGGGGAUUUCCCGGAGAUGAGGAUGAGUGGGAUGGUGGGGGCAUAUGAAAGGUGAUAAAGCUUUGGACUACCGUCUGGUGCUUGCUGCAGAGAUUGGAAAGGGAUAGGAUCAAGCAGGAGUGCGGGUCGCACUUCGGCACGGCCCGCCUAUUCGUCUAUAGCAAACCUCGGACUUGCACUGAUGAAAAGACUUGGGCUCAAAACUAGGUUGUCGCAAGGAUAGGAUGCGCGGCUGCCAGGCUGCCCUUAUAUACAACUGCAGCACUUCUUGUGAUCACACUGAUGAGGUGCUGCGCAGGAUGUUUGAGCGGACUUUAGUUAGAUUCGUGCAAGCUGGGUUCAUAACUCUCUUUGCCUGGUGGUGUUGAAUGGAGUAGGAUAGGGAGCGUGGAGCGGUUCCCUUCGCCAAAUUAUGCCGUUAGGGGCUCAGGGCUAUAUGGGUCCAUGAUGUGAGGAGCUUUCAGAUCUGCGGUCCUGCGGGUUUGUCAGCGCUAGCCCUCUUACGCCGUUCUGCUUUGUGCAACUCGCUAGAACUAGGCGUGAGACCAAAAUACCCAGGGAUGGGGUAGGAACGAACUUUU